GGGUCUUUGGGAAGUCACGUGGUGCCGAUCUCCGCUGCUCUGUUAUAGACGGUGGUGAGGGGCUGCUCGGUGGAGGAGACCCGGAGAGCGGCUGCUCGGUGCUAGGGGCCGCGCUCUUCUCUGGGUACUAGUCCGAUUCCACCAUCAUGAGGCGACUUCGUCUUCUCUGCGUCCUCUGCAGCAUCCUCGUUGCUCAAGCCUCGUGUAGCUUUCUUCACUGCGUCAGCAUCUCCCCCCAGUCGCCUGCUGUGGAGCUGGGCACAAACCUUACAGCCUUCUGCAUCCUGAAUCAGACCUGUCUGCAGGAGGAGUUCAAGAGCCGCAUCCCUUCCACGGUGUUAUUCUGGAAGGUCGGGACCACGGAGAUACCAGAGAGCCAGUACACACUGGUCAACGACAGCGUCUCCAGUGUCACCUUCACCCCCACCCUGGCCAUGCACAGUAGCCUCACCUGCUCCUUCAAGGCCUAUGGACAGACGGAGACCACCCUGCACGGGAUCUAUUUCUCCUUGGGCUAUCCCCCAGAGAAGCCUGAGAACCUGACCUGCAUCUGCUAUAAUGGAAAGCGCCUGACCUGCACGUGGGAGCCCGGAAGAGCCACCAUAAUGCCCACCACGUACACCCUGAAGCAAUACUGGGUGAGACCGGACCUGGUCAGUAACACUGCAAUGGUGCAAAACCUAACCUAUGACUAUCCCCAAACACAGAGACCACUAGUCUUCAGGGCAUCAGAGAAAUUGGAGAAGAGAAAGGAAUGUGUGGCUAAAGCGGGGGAGAGUUCCUGCACUUUAUAUCACCCUGACUUUAUAAUGUACAUUGACACCGCUUUCCUGGUGGAAGCCGAAAAUGAGCUCGGAAAAGCCGUAUCUCAUCACGUGUUAUUUGAUAUUAUUGACAUUGUGAAGCCAGAUUUUCCCAACAUCUUGAGCGUGUCCUCUGUGCUGCAAAAAGCGUUGAGAAUCGAGUGGAAAAAUCCAAUGGAUAAUGUGGAUCUGAAAUACAACCUCAGAUACAAGCCCAUAGACGGCACCGAGUGGAGUGAGGUACCUUCAGAAGACAUACAGAAAACUAGAAGUUCAUUCACAUUGCAAGGACUUCAGUCGUAUACGGUGUACGUCAUAAGUGUGCGCUGUAAGCCAAUCAAAGCGGGAUUCUGGAGUGACUGGAGCAAGGAGUAUACAGCCACCACCUCAGAGUCAGAACCAUCUCGAGGUCCAGAACUUUGGAGGAAGAUCAGCCAAAGUGACUCUGACGGGAAGAGGGUCGUCCAGCUGAUGUGGAAGGAUUUACAGUCUCACGCAAACGGGAUAAUUCUGGGAUACAAUGUGACUGUGAAGAGAGGUCCAGAAGUUGUCAACUCUUUCACUGUGGAGGACCGUACAUGCACCAUUACAGUCUCAGAAGACUCUUAUGAAGUUCUCCUCACUGCGUACAACAGCCAGGGCUCCUCGCAGUCCAAACUGAUUAUCCCAUCUGGCUCAGAUAAAAAAGUUGUGCAGCCGGCAGGUCUGAACUUUAAAGCUUUUCCCAAGGACGGGCGGCUCUGGGUGGAGUGGACGCCAUCGGGGCGAGUGCUGGGUUAUGUGAUUGAGUGGUGCAGUAAUUCUGAGUCUAUGGACUGUGAUGCAGAGUGGCAGAGGGAGCCGGGCGACACCACCGGGACGUUUCUCAGAGGUGACAUAAAACCUUUUGUCUAUUACCUGAUCAGACUGAAUGCACUGCAUGGAGAUGGGCAGGAGGAGAGAUCCAGCACCGUGGGGACGUAUCUACAGCAAGGAGCUCCUGACCAGGGACCUACUGUUCACGCAAAGUCGUUCGGGAAGACAUGGGUCACCCUCGUGUGGAAACCAAUCCCUCUACAUAAGCAAAAUGGCUUCAUCACAAAUUACACAAUAAAAUAUGGGGAUAACUACAGCCCACUGAAAGUUAUCACAGUUAAUGCAACUGUAACGGAGUAUACUCUGAAAUCCUUAGCGGCCAAAACCACGUACAGUGUUACUGUGACUGCCUACACCGAGCAAGGCCCGAAGGCCGGGCUCCCAUUGAGCGUCACCACGCUGCCGUUCGACAACGGGGAGGUGGAAGCCAUCGUGGUGUCCUCUUGCCUCGGCUUCCUGGUGUUCAUACUUGUUCUGUGCUUCCUAUUUUGCAAUAAGCGAGAGCAGAUUAAAAAGCACAUUUGGCCCAAUGUUCCAGAUCCUUCUAAGAGUAACAUUGCGCAGUGGUCCCCACAAACGCCCAGCCGGCACGAAUCCAAGCGGCCUCCGUUUCAGGAUGGUCCUUUCACAGACGUCAGUGUGGUGAAAAUAACGGAGGACAAGAAGGAAUCUGAAAGUGAUCAGGACCUGACGGGUGGGGAUCUGAAGAAGAACACGUCUGAGGGCCUGAGCAGCGGCAUCGGCGGCUCUUCCUGCUUAUCUUCCCCGCAGCUGAGCGGCUCUGACAGCAACAGCAUCUCCUGCGCCCAGAACACGUCCAGCACCGUGCAGUAUUCAACCGUUAUUAUGGGUGGCUACCAGGGCCAGACCCCGAUGUUCUCUAGGUCGGAGUCCACCCAGCCGCUGCUCAUUUCUGAGGAGAGACCCGAUGAGCAGCAGAUGCCCCCGGAGGAAGAGACCCCGACCCCCAGCCAGUAUUUUAAGCAGAAUUUUACUCAGGAGGACGGAGUCAGAAUUCAGGAGACGGCAAAUCACAUCCUGAAUCUCGCUGGCUUCAGUAAUGGACAUGACACCGUGGACUUUACGGAUGGACACAAUGCAAAUCCUGAUUGUCCGCCACAAGGGGACGCUCUGAGCGACGAGCAAAAAACGUAUUUACCUCAAAGUUCGAGGCAAGGAGGGUACUUACCGCAAUAGGGCGAGAGACUUGUACCUCCUCACUGUACAACCACAUAUAUAUAUAUAUACUCGCCUUAAAUCCGAUACUGCAUGAGCCACACAGCGCCAGGGACGAGUCACACAGCAGAUGGAUGAACGUGAAUAUUAUGUGGAGAACAUCACAUGUGUCAUUCCUAAAGAAAGUGUUUGUGGAAAGCUCCCUGCAUUUACAGUGUUAUCAGAGUUGUCGGCUAGGGUGGGAGGACAUUUUUUAGCUGCGCACCUGCCAGGAGUAUUGGGAUAUGACUGACGUGCUGUGACGGUUCAUGUUUCGAAAGGCUGAGACAAGUUUGCGCCAUUGUCUUAUCAUUUCAGUCUGCGCUCCUCUCUCCUCCUGUACACAGAACGGCAGAAAGGAUUUGGUCUUUGUUUCCCAAAGUGCCGUGUUGCAUUAUAUCAGCAGAGAAAUAGUUAAUCCACAUGCAUGGAGUCACUACACGUUGCAAGGGUUUGUGUUUGCCAUAUGUGCCUUGUAUAAAUGCCAUAAAUCAUC
This is a messenger RNA of Bufo gargarizans (Asiatic toad), 3369 nucleotides long. It is a transcript of the gene IL6ST, whose product is annotated as interleukin 6 cytokine family signal transducer. The record is from RefSeq and is a predicted model, not a curated record. Bases 147 to 2855 code for a protein of 902 amino acids. The transcript has 17 exons. NCBI's taxonomy places the organism in Eukaryota, Metazoa, Chordata, Amphibia, Anura, Bufonidae. Gene Ontology annotation, biological process: positive regulation of tyrosine phosphorylation of STAT protein; cytokine-mediated signaling pathway. Gene Ontology annotation, cellular component: CRLF-CLCF1 complex; membrane; external side of plasma membrane. Gene Ontology annotation, molecular function: cytokine binding; cytokine receptor activity.